AUGGAAGCAACCGCCGCCCUCGACCUCCUCUCCCCGCCCACCUCAUCCUCCCUCCGCCCACCCGCACCAUACCCCUCCUCCAGACCGCCGCCGGCGACGGCAGACGGUCCCAUCUUCUUCACCUCAUACGGCGGGUCCUCCCUCACGAGCUUAUUCGCUCCGACCACCGCCGCAGGCUGCCGGUGCUGCGAUCUCCUGCCGUCCGAAUCGGGAUUUUCCGGGGCGAGCUUCUCCGAAGGAGACCACGGACGGCGGAAAUUGCCCGCCGCGAAGGGGGAAUUCGCCGCGGUGGGGUUGGACUUAUCCGGCGACGGCACGGGGGAGUGGUACUUUUGUUCACGCCGGAAUCGUCGUUUUCCGGCGGGAAGGGAGGCUCGUCGGAGCGUAGCGGCGAGUGAAAGGAGUCGACUUGACUGGUGGUUGACUCGGUGUCCGACAUCGACAGGUUUUAUAAACUUUAUGCGAUGGUUUUCGUUGUGUGUGGAAAGGCCAAAAUGUAUAUACAUUGGAAUAUUGGAUCAAUCCAAUCUAAAAGUGAAGAAAGAGUUGAAAAUAGCCAAGUGGAGGAAAGAAUAA
Striga asiatica is the source of this 576-nucleotide messenger RNA. The record is from the annotation of a GenBank genome assembly. NCBI's taxonomy places the organism in Eukaryota, Viridiplantae, Streptophyta, Magnoliopsida, Lamiales, Orobanchaceae.